Messenger RNA from Mesorhabditis spiculigera, 2013 nucleotides. The record is from the annotation of a GenBank genome assembly. NCBI's taxonomy places the organism in Eukaryota, Metazoa, Nematoda, Chromadorea, Rhabditida, Rhabditidae.
AUGUUGCCACGGGAGCUGCCGAGGGAUGGAGAAAUCAUCAAGGCCGUCGCCACUUGCCAUUCAUUAACCAGAAUUAACGGAGUGCUCCACGGCGAUCCCCUCGACCUGAUCCUCUUCAACCAAAGCCGAUGGACAAUUGAUGAGAAUUGCGGCUCGGAAAGAAGCGACGACGAGAUCUCGCGCUUCGACACGGUCCAGCCCACCGUCGUCAAACCCCCUCCAGAAGACGUCCCGAUUUUCCGGAGCUCCGAUUUUGCCGUCAUCAGGCAGUUCACGUUCAGCUCCUCCCUGCAGCGAAUGUCGGUGAUCGUCAACAGCCCCGUGGAGGAGACGGGCAGAAAAAUGACGCUGUAUUCCAAGGGCUCCCCGGAGAUGAUCUUGUCUCUAUGUGAUAAAACGACCGUGCCGGACGACUACCUGGAGACGGUCAACAAAUACGCACAACACGGAUAUCGAUUGAUUGCGGUAGCGAAGCGCGAUCUCGUGCUCAGUUUCGCAAAAGCCCAAAAAGUCCCUCGCCACUCCGUAGAGACGGGCCUCGAGCUUUUGGGGCUUAUCGUGAUGGAAAAUCGACUAAAGCCCCAGUCACUUCCGGUCAUCAACGAGCUGAACAGGGCCAAUAUUCGCGCGGUGAUGGUGACGGGGGACAACUUGUUGACGGCACUCAGUGUGGGCAGGGAAUGCGGCAUUAUUCGGCCCAAUCGCACGGCCUAUCUCGUGGAACACCAGGCCGGUCAGCUAGCCGCAGAUGGCCGAACCCAGCUGACGUUACGACAGAGCGUCUCCUCCUCGGAAGACAUCCUCGACGAGCAGCUCAAUUCGGAUCCCCUGAGCCCGGAAUUGCAGGGGAAUUAUCAGCUUUGCAUUGCCGGCCCAACAUUUGCCGUCGUCUGCCACGAAUAUCCGGAAUUAAUGGACAACCUGAUGACGGUUUGUGACGUGUUCGCCCGAAUGUCUCCCGAUCAGAAACAAUUUCUCGUCAACCACCUCCAAACACUCGAUUAUAUCGUGGCAAUGUGUGGGGAUGGAGCCAAUGAUUGUGCUGCUUUAAAGGCAGCCCACGCGGGGAUUUCGCUUUCCGAUGCUGAGGCUUCGAUUGCGGCUCCAUUUACAUCAAAGAUCCCCGACAUUCGCUGCGUGCCAAUCAUCAUCCGAGAGGGGCGGGCCGCCCUCGUCACCGCCUUUGCCAUUUUCAAAUACAUGGCCGGCUACUCGCUCACGCAGUUCGUCACCAUCCUCCAAUUAUACUGGAUCGGCACAAAUCUCACCGAUGGCCAAUUCCUGUUCAUCGACCUCUUCAUCAUCACCGUCAACGCGUUGUUCUUCGGAGCCGCGGAAGCUUACGACACCCUGUGCAGCAAGCCGCCGCCACGUCGCCUUUUAUCGCCAGCCUCGAUGGUGUCGGUGCUCGGGCAGCUUACAAUUAUGCUCACAACCCAGUUGUUCAUCUUCGUCUGGACGAGCCAGCAGACGUGGUUCAUCCCCUUCGUCCCGUCCCCACCAGAUGAGGAGGAGGUGAAGAGGAGUCAGCAGGGUACGGCCCUCUUUGGCGUCUCGGUGUUCCAAUACCUGACCCUGGUCGCCAUGUAUUCGAAAGGCUCGGCCCACCGGAAGUCCAUCUUCACCAAUCGAUAUUUGUGUCUGACGCUUUUCGUCACGACCGUGGCGUCCUUCUACGUGGUGCUGUUCCCGGCCGAUUGGGUGGCCGCCCUGCUCGACUACGUGAAGAUACCCGACAUGACGCGCAUUUUUGUCGUCCUCAUUGCGGCCUUCUCGUCGGUGUUGUCGUUCAUCUUCAACCAGCUCGUCGUCGAGCACCUUAUCGGAAAUAUGGGCGCCAGAUGGCUAAAGCAGCGUCGAUUGAGAGAUCCGAAUGCCGAGACCGAUAAAUGGGAGCGGAUUAUGUGCAGAAUCGGCCACGACGUCAGUUGGUUGCGGAAGAGCGUCCGGCAGAUUGGCGCCGAUCAGGCGUCGAUUAAAUCCGGGGCUACGGUAGACGAGACGACGCCCGUU